Molecule: messenger RNA, 2750 nt
Organism: Halichondria panicea
Lineage: Eukaryota; Metazoa; Porifera; Demospongiae; Suberitida; Halichondriidae
Product: guanine nucleotide exchange factor for Rab-3A-like
Exons: 10
Coding region: 165-1475 (436 amino acids)
Biological process (GO): exocytosis
Cellular component (GO): Golgi to plasma membrane transport vesicle
Molecular function (GO): guanyl-nucleotide exchange factor activity
Source: RefSeq, a predicted model, not a curated record
AAAGGUGCAGUCUUGGAUCACGUGACUGUGCGGUCAUUUUGUGGGAGGGGCUCAGAAUACAUGACCCAAUGAUCUGUGUAAACAGACCAAAGGAUUGUCUUGUACAAGCUGAUCGACCUGAGCUAGCUAGCUAUUGACAAGGAUCAAGACUGUUAGUCAGAUACAUGGCCAUGGCAAUGGAGGCGGAGACUAAGCCCUCUACUAUAUACGUUGGCAAGGUGGAGCCUAGUCCAAUGAUGGAGCGCCCUGAGUCAUGUGAUAAUCAUGAUGUAAAGAUUGAAGUCAACGGAGACCUUACGACUAGUGAUAAGAGUGCCGGUGUGGCCCCCCUCUCCUCAUCCUCUAGUCGGGGGUCAGAGGUCGGGAGUGUGGACGAGGGGUCAAGAGUCAAGAGUCCAGAUGAAGGGUCAAGCUCCGCCUCCUCGUUAUCUAUAGCGUCCCAGGACAUACACUACGCAUCACGAGAAGCUCUCAUUGAACGAUUGACCUCUGACCCCAGCAGUAGCGAUGCUAGUAAACCAGUAGACAAAGAAAUCAUCACACAAUUACUAGAACAUAUUGUGUCUCUUAAGAUGGAGACAGAGACGCUACGUGAUAAGAACAAGCGGCUCAACUCACUAAGGACAGACAUGGAUGAUGAAAUGCACACACUCACGGAGACUCUCUUUGAAGAGGCAUACAAAAUGGUGGAUGAUGCCAAGGGGGGAAAGAUGAGUGCUGAAAAGCGAUUGGCCGAUGCUACGGGCAAGAUUGACGCCAUGGAAACGGAAAUGUCCGCUCUAAAGAACCUCCUUACAGUCCCAUCGUCACAUGACGCCCUCUCCACACCUCACAAACAUCAUAGGUCACCAUCCGUCAAAAGAAUGCUAAAAAAACUCAAAAACGGAAGCAGCUCUAAAUCGUCUAAAAAACCGUCAGCCUCAGGUAGUUCAAGUCCACCCCCCAUGCAAGCCACACCCCUUAAAUUAGUUGAGCAUCAUAGCGCUAUACAGGGAGAGUGUCUGCGUGAAGGUCAAAUCUCACCAGCUGAUUUCGAAGCAUUUCAAAACUGGUUAGACGGGUUAUCUGAGAGUGUAGACCACCCCUACCUGACUGCUGUGAUUGACGUUGAUGUCAGACCUUGUCUGAAGUUUCAUACGCCUGAAAUAUCUGAGCAAGUUCUGGUGGCCGUGAGGGAGAAUCAUCUGCUAAUGGAGGCACUCCCAACACAAGAGAUCAGGAGGUGUUCUCUGUCUGGUAAUGAUAAUGUACUUUGCACCCACCGUCUCAAGUUGGGCAGCUCUGAAGAUUGGCAUGACAUCUCUCAGUGGUGUAGGGACAGGAUCGCUGCUGCCUGUGAUUUCUACAUGUAUAUAGGACACAUCCAGAAAGGCAUUGUGAAGCAUGAUGCGACCAAGCUGUACUGGCAGGUACGCAAGCUCCGAGCGAUGAUGUCACUAGCGAGGCUCUCACUGGAACUGCCCCUCGACUCAUGACACUGUUCAUACAAUAACUAGCUCUGACUCUCUUAUUAUUAUUAUUGGCUCUCAGUGAACUUCUGUAUCGUAAUUAUUUAUAAUGAACUGAAAUAAUGAACUGAAAUAAUGAUCGAUGUCUUUUAUCAUAAUAAUUGUUGUUGACUCAUAAUUAUAUAAUAUAAAAUAACGUCCAAAAAUUCAAGAAUUACAUAAUAAAUUAAAACACAAUAAUAAUUAUUAUUAUUUAUAAUACUUAUAUUUAAUGUAUCAGUUAGUAAAUUGGUCUGCCAGUGAUGUACCACUCUUCUCUUGAUUGUGUAGCGAAUAGACCAAUCCCCUCACUGUUUCCAUGGUUCCCAUGAGCAACACAAACUCGUAACUAUACACCAUAUUAGCGGUGAUUUCAACAACACCAGUAGGAGCCAUGUAUCCAGUGCUGCCAUCAGAAGAUCCACCAGAGCCUUUCUUGCCAAAAAAACCACCAAGAAAACUACCCGAAACGUCCUUACUGGACUGGUACACUCCUACUGCGAAAUCUUGUUGGGCUGCAAACAUUAGGAAGUGUUCAGUUGCAUUGAUAUGUCCAGGGACCCAGAAGUUAGUGAAGCUAGCGUUGUACUCAGUGAGAGGAGCGUUGGUCCAGGGCUGGCCACCAGUGUAAGCAAAUAGCCUGUACAGGAAGCCAUUGACAUAGACAGCGGGUAGUUCCUGUCCAAAGCGACCAUAGUUAGUGGUGUCUGCUCUAUGAUUAUGAAGUGUGACAUUGCCAUAAGCCAUACUGUCUUUGAGGACGUACUGCAGUUCAAAUGUACAUUCGCAAUCGAUAUUGUUGCAAGCCCAUUGCUUGGGAAUAAUGGUGCAAGUGAUGCUAUCAGCAGUGGCAGUAUGGGAGAGUACUGUGGACGGGUUCCCAUGCACAUCUCCACUGGCGAUGGGGUUCCAGGGCCAUUGCUGCCCAUUCCACACACAACCAUCGUACGGCUUGGGUCCUGCAUAGAAUGAAGGCUGCACCUCGCGUCCCAAAUCAUGACUGUUAAUCGUGUUCACGCUUGAUUUUAGAUCUGCGAAACCGAUCACAGAACAGCCUUUGUUGAGGUCGAUUGUGAGUUUGACAACUCCAUUCUGAAUACUGACUGCAUUGCUGGAACUUGGUCCCUCUUGCUUCUGGUCCACCUUUGGCAUUAGUUCAUGACAGUUAAUCAAGUUGAACAGUAGCAGUAGAAUAGCACACAGCCUCACUGGCCUCCUCAGGGCAUCCAUGGCUAGUAUCUAGCAAUAGCAAUUAUAUACAAA